Messenger RNA from Nycticebus coucang (slow loris), 132 nucleotides. Its product is annotated as thymosin beta-11-like. Gene Ontology annotation, biological process: actin filament organization. The coding region runs from base 1 to 132 and encodes 43 amino acids. Gene Ontology annotation, molecular function: actin monomer binding. NCBI's taxonomy places the organism in Eukaryota, Metazoa, Chordata, Mammalia, Primates, Lorisidae. The record is from RefSeq and is a predicted model, not a curated record. The transcript has a single exon.
AUGUCUGACAAAUCCAAUAAGGCUGAGAUUGAGAAAUCUGAUAAAUCAAAAUUGAAGACAGAAAUGCAAAAGAAAAGUCCAUUGCCUUUCAAAGAAAUGAUGGAACUGGAGAAGCGAGCAGGCGAUUCAUAA